UUGUGUGGCCAUCACAUUAGAAACUUAUGGUCUUAAGCUUGUCAUCACAUUUGUGUGACUAAAACUUUAGGGGUAAAAUGGAAAAUUCAAGUUAGUAGUUUUCAGAUUUAGAAAAGGAUCAUUCUUUUUAAAACAAACUUUAAAGGAAAUAGGGUCACAUAAAUGGGAAUGAAGGGAUCAUAAGAUUAAUGACUAACUUCUAGAAAGAAUACCAUUAUGUAUAGGAUGAGAGAAAUUUCAUGAUAUACUUCACAAAACUGGCAUUGUUUUGUGAGGAUCUUUUAUGGUUGAUAAGUGUUUUUGUAGGUCCCGAUCACACCUCACAAACAAACACCUCUCUUAUACGUCUAUUUAUUUUUCAAACCUUCUCUUUCAACUAUUUCCACUCCCACGGUCAGUCCCUCCUCCUCACACACCCAAGUUCUUUUUCUCUCAAACUCCUCUUAUACUUGAAAGGGCAUAGUUUUUUGUUGUAUCUUUCAUCUCCAUUAUUUUUUGAUUAUUUAACUUAAUAUUAUUAAAUCAUGGAUGAAACUUAUUUAGCUUCAUGCAACUGUCAAGAAUCUUAAAAGAAAAUGGGUUUGAUAUUCUUUCUGGCAUAUUUCAAUGAUUUCUUAAUUACCAGAUGCCAAAAGUGAAAUGAGUAGAACUAGAAAAAGAUAUCAUGGCAAAGUCUUGUUAAGGGAUUUAUUUAGAAUAGAAAAGGGUCAUAUUUUCCUUUGUACUCUUAGAAAAGGGUUAGAUUUACCCUUCAUUAUAUUUUUUGGUUAUAUUUGCCCCUACCAUCCAACUUUGGGUUCAUAUUUACCCUUUCAGCUGUUAAGUUCCACAUCACCCUUUUUAUUGUCCUACGUCGCUUCUAUGUGGCACCUACAUGGAUAUAAUCUUUCUCUAAUUUAAUUAUUAUACCUCACCCCAAUAUUAUAAACCAGAGUUGAGAACGCCCAAAGGGAGGUUGCUAGGGUUUCUGCAACUGCAGCGUAAUGGGGAAGGGAAUAGGAAGCUUUGGUAAGAGGAGGAACAAGAUCCACACACUAUGUGUGAGGUGUGGAAGACGGAGUUUCCAUCUCCAGAAGAGCCGUUGCUCUGCUUGUGCUUACCCUGCUGCCCGUAAAAGGUCAUACACCUGGAGUGUGAAGGCAAUUCACAGAAAGAUAACUGCAAUUGGCUGCAUGAUUCGUAACGUCCCUCACAAGUUCAAGACCAAUUUCAGAAGGUACUGAAGCAGCUCCAAGAAAGAAGGCAGCAGCUUCGGCUUGAGGCCUUUGAGACAGAUACUUGAGAGGCUAUUAGUGGUAGCGUAAUUUUGAUAUUUCGAGUGUUAGAGACUUAGAGCUAAUGGAGAUAAUUAUUGUUUUGUGUACAAAUUUGCAUCACCAUAUGCUUUUUAAAAUCAAUUUCUAUGUAAAGUGGUUACAAUAUUGGGGGUGAGGUGUAAUAAUUAAAUUAGAGAAGAUUAUAUCCAUGUAGGUGCCACGUAGGAUAAUGAAAGGGGUGAUGUGGAACUUAACAGUUGAAAGGGUAAAUAUGAACCCAAAGUUGGAUGGUAGGGGGAAAUAUAACCAGAAAGUAUAACGAAGGGUGAAUAUAUCCCUUUUCUAAGAGUACAAGGGCAAAUAUGACCCUUUUCCCUAUUUAGAAUGUUCCAUUUUUCUCUUUCCAGUAAGUAUUUUAUUCAUGCCCUUUGAGUUGCCUUAAAUUGUUUUUACUAAAACGAAUUUUAGCAACUAUCACUGGAAUCAGCAUAAGAUGAAACAGAAAUAGAACAAAAUUCACCUUUUUUUGGCAAAUAUGUAAUAGUAACCUCCAGAUUUACCUCAGUUUUUUUUUUUUAUAACCGUGGUGUCCGGGCCAGCUUUCAUGCACCUCGACUAAUUCCACGGGAUAUCGAUCUCCUCCCACCAGCAGGUACCAGUCCACCAAGGCUAAGAUAGAUAGAAAGAAAUCACCUAGUGUUUUUGUCUCUGCUGGGAUUUGAACCUGAGACCUCAUGGUUUUAAACCCACUUCAUUGACCACUAGGCCACACCCUUGUGUGCAUAUAACCUACAGAUUUACCCAAGUUUUUUUUCUUUUUAUUUUGGCUUCUUCAAAUUCUUACAUUUUGCUGCAAUAUACUGUGAUUCUCUUUUUCUUCUUAUGUUUCUCAUUCAUUACUUUGUGAGUUUCUUUAGAGUUUUGUGGUUGAACUCACCGAGUUAUUGAUGUUAGAGAGGAAGGUGUGACAAAAAAGAAAGGUCCGAGAAGAAAGGUACUGGGAGUGUGAAAACAAGCAAAGUCUGGGAAGUAAAAAAGAGAUAAAAGAAAAGGCGAAAAUGAGAUAUAAGAGAAAAUGGGAGUUUGUUUGUUAGGGAUUGGGACCCACAAAAGCCACAUGUCCUGAAAUAAAAAGCUCCAUACAACCAGUGUCAUUUGUGUGAGACAUAAUAAUAAGCUUCAUAGAAUGAUUGGAAUGACUUCACAGAGAAUGGUGGUCGACUCCGCUCAAUCACUUCGCAAAUUAUUGUUUACAACAUCCAGGUGCAAGCAAUAUCAAUGAAAUGAUCUUGACUUAUGAAACAAAAAAGUCAGACUAUUACAACAUCUCAGUGUAACAUCAAUGGGAUGAUCUCGACUAAAAGAAAUCAGAUAUGAGAGUAACUUGUACAAAGAACUGACUUGCAAUAUCUGGUCUCAGUUCAUUCCUGAAAUGAAAUUUGUCAUUUGAGUUCCAAGAGAAAGUGAAGUUGAAGAUAAAAGGAUGAGAUGCUUGAGAUUUGUGAGAUCUUCCACAAGGAAUACUCUAGAGAAAGAGCAGGUGGUGGCACCUAAAAGAUUGAUCUCUCUUCAGGAAACCUUUAUGCCAAUUUAACUGUAUACAAUUUUGACACUCUAGCUGAACUAGAUCCUUGCCUACUGUCAAGAAUAUCUAUAUUUGUUCAAGGGAGUAGUGUAGAAUAUCUAGAAUGUUAAUUAGGAGAUUACUUUGGAACAAUACAGUCCUUCUAAAUAAAGUAACUAAUUAAAAUGGACAAACAACACUCUUACAGCUUUGGUCUAAUGGAAAGAGCACAGUGCGUGAUGUGUGGGACUGUGGGUUAGGCACAUGUACGGGUUCCAACCCUGCCAUGGACAAAAGCCCGAUAUUUAAGUAGAGAAGGGUAGGGCCAAACCUAUUAUCUACCGAAUUUUGAACUGUGCACCACUGGAGGGAAUUGUCAGUUAUCAGGAAAAAAAAAAACAGACGAACAACUCCCAAGUCCUCCAUAAAGAAGACACUUUGUAUUGAGUUUUAAAAUUAAGAAUACUAACAGAUUCUGCAUCUCCUUAUUUCACAUGAUAUCAGAGCCAACAAGGGAAAACAUCGGAGUCUAAAUGCUUAGUCACCGGAAAUGUUUUCUAGCAAGAUUGGAAAGUGAUUCAUUCACUUUCUCCAAAACUGUAUCAAUCCUAAUAGGAAAUUGAUCAACCAACCAAAUCAAAACUUUGCCUCAACGAGAUGAACGUAGCAUCCAAUAUGUCUAAUCUCAUCAGCUUAGUGGCACGUGUCCAUCUCCAAUGUGUCCAUAUAGCACCAUCAACCAUAUCAUUCGCCCCUGUCUGCUCAAUCAUCACACCACAUAAGCAAAUUACAUUCCCUGCAAGGGUUUCAUGACAUCCUGAAUUGAAAUUAAAAUCUCCAAAUUUGACUCCUAAACAACAAUGGAAACCAAGAAACCGUAGUUUGUCUAAUGUUUACUUCUUUGAAGAAUUAGAUUCUUGGAGGAGGAUUUCAUUUUGAAGAGAACCAAUGUAUCACACACAGCAGUAGAAAUGGACAGGUCACCGCCAUAUGCUAGGAUAUACUUAGGUUUCCAUGCCGCAUCGCUAGCCAUCAAGAAAUAAAACCAUUAUACUUUUUGGUACUAAUUAAAGUCAGUUCCUAAAACUCAAGGUAGCUAAUAAGUCUUCAACCAUCUCCUUCGUACGUACCGAUAACUCAGCACGCCUCACUCACACUUCAUCUUUUGUUCACUCGAUUUCUGAUUCAUGUACCUUAGAUCACAUAUCUGGUAGAUAAUUUUUUUCAUAUCAAUCCACUCCUUUAUCACUAUCCAUAGCCAAACUUAUCAAUGGUACCAAAACAAUGGCUAAGGACACUUGUCAAGUCUCUAUUAUUCCACUAAAUCCUCAUUGAUAUGGUAUUUGAUUUUCCAUAUUAAGUUUCACAUAACUUACGUGAGUUCAAUACCGAAAACCAAAUGUUGUAUUGACUAUACAAAGAUUAUAUUAAUAAUGAAAUCAAACAUUGUGUAAGUUAAAGUCCGUUUGGAUUUUUAGAUGGGAGGAUAUUUUUAAAUGGUUCAGCGUUUCUUUGGUGAUGCCAAGAUCCGUGAAGGAGUUGAUGUUCAGCUGUAAGAGUGGAGCUAGGAGAAGAAAGCACAAGGCCUGGAAUGUUACUCCUCUUGCUUUAAUGAGGGCCAUUUGGAAAGAGAGAAAUUUGGAGAGAUUUUGAAGGGGUGGAGAUGAGCUUUGCUCAUUUGAGGAGUAGGCUCCAAUCCCUUAUUUACUUUAGGUGCACCCAUGUAGUUUCUCUGUAUAUAGAAGAUUGAGUGUCUUUUGGAGAGAACCAUGUUUUGUAGAUUUUUCCUCUUUUUGGUAUACCACUUGUAAAUGGUCAAGUUGACCUUGUUUAUUACCGAAGAAACCUUUUACUUGAUUUUAAAAAAAAAAAAAACAAUGCAGUGGGUCUUUAGGAAAUUCUGGCAUGCACCAGUAACUUCAAGAAAAUUUAAGAACAUGCAUCAUGGUUUGUGAUUCUGUGAUGGAUAAGCAAGUGUUUUGCAUCUUUAUUAACUUCUUAACACAUUAUCAUCUAUUCCAUAUAGUUAUACUUCUUUGUAGAUUGUGCAGGGUCAAGCAAGUCUCUCCUAUACUAGCCAUGAAAAAAUUCUACUUUGUAAGGUGUUUUGUUUCUCCAUAUCAAUUUUUAUGGGCAUACUUAUUCUUGUUCAUUUUGAGACAAAAAAUCAUAUCAAGAUUUCAUUGUGAAUAGGUCAUCCUUAUCCUAUGUUCCUUCCAUACUGUCCUAUCUGGCAUUAACUGUUGACCUUGGAAGCUUUCUAUCAUCAGUAGUUCCCGAUCAUUUCACCUUCUCCUUGAGGGAAAUUGGCUUGGUUCUUCUUAUGGUGUCAAAUGGGUGAGUUGGUCAAAUUUGGGCAUGUCAAAACAGUUGAGUCAAUGGACGGUCAUGACCUAACUCGCCUAAAAUCUGUUUGGGCCAAAAUGGGUUGGAUUGAGAUAGGUUAAAUUGCAGGUCAUAAGUCAACCCACCCAAUAGUUAUUAAUAUUGAAGCAACACUGAGUCAAAGUUACUCAACAUCUGCUUGGGUCAAUACUUGUGGAAGGUGAGACAUAGGAUGGGAAGCUGGGUGGAAGGUGGCGUGAAGAUGGUGCUUUCAGUCUUAGUCAAUGUUGGACUUCGACCAACACUUAGAUCAUAAGGCAGUUAGAAGAAGCAUAUCGCAAUAACUGAAUUCUGAAACUUUGGCCCUUAGACAAUACUUUGACACGAACAGAGUGCAACUGAAGAAUUUCACAGGUUUAUUAGCUGAUCAGUUUAAAAUAUGGGUCAAUUCAGAUAACAACCCAAUUGACUCAUUAAGAAAAUACAUAUGAUCCAACACUAAAAGUUUGGGCGAGUUCGGAGGAUUACACAUUUCUAGGUCAAAUUUGACACCUUAAACAACAAUAAAUCUAGUAUAUAGUUCCACAAAU
Molecule: messenger RNA, 5735 nt
Organism: Solanum tuberosum (potato)
Lineage: Eukaryota; Viridiplantae; Streptophyta; Magnoliopsida; Solanales; Solanaceae
Product: 60S ribosomal protein L37-3-like
Exons: 1
Coding region: 984-1223 (79 amino acids)
Biological process (GO): translation
Cellular component (GO): cytosolic large ribosomal subunit; ribosome
Molecular function (GO): structural constituent of ribosome; RNA binding
Source: RefSeq, a predicted model, not a curated record